Molecule: messenger RNA, 362 nt
Organism: Porites lobata
Lineage: Eukaryota; Metazoa; Cnidaria; Anthozoa; Scleractinia; Poritidae
Source: the annotation of a GenBank genome assembly
CUGUACGUUGAAAGGUCAGAGAAAUGUCAUUUGUAUUCGGUGGAAAACCAUGAGGUGGGCACUAGGGCCCAGCCCACGUUUUGUCAGUCACUGUAAGUUUAUAAUGUCAUUGUCGUUCUGUAUGUCUGGAAUGUCAGAUGUGGUGGGUGGGUAGAUGGAAGAUAAAAUAGGAUAAAUAAUAGAACGGUAUUUAGCAGGUUGUAAAAAUUCUUUAGUGAAUGAAACAGUGUUAUCAACAUAGUCAAUGAGGUGAAGGUUGAAGUAAGGUCUCGAUUGUUCUUGAUGUAGUAAAGGAAGUGGAUGAAGCUGUUUGUUGUAAGGAUGGAAACGGCGAAAUGACUUUGUGGUGUUUGAUGCUUUGA